Molecule: messenger RNA, 1188 nt
Organism: Galdieria sulphuraria
Lineage: Eukaryota; Rhodophyta; Bangiophyceae; Galdieriales; Galdieriaceae
Product: amino acid transporter, AAAP family
Exons: 1
Biological process (GO): amino acid transmembrane transport
Cellular component (GO): vacuolar membrane
Molecular function (GO): amino acid transmembrane transporter activity
Source: RefSeq, a predicted model, not a curated record
CUCAAGUGUAAAAGGUAUCUAUAUUUUUAUUGAAUUUAUGGAUGAAAUGAAGAGGCCGAGUGACUUUCCAAAAGCCAUUUAUACAGCCGAUCUGUUACUUCUCUUCUGUUAUGGUUUUAUCGGAAUUUUGGGUUACGCGAUUUAUGGCGUACCAGUAGUGAACCCUAUUACAUCAGCACUUUCGGCUGGCAAGGUGAAACGGGUCGCAAACGGCUUCUUGUGGAUUCAUGUACUUAUUUCUUAUAUCGUAACAGGCCUGGUUUUCAAUCGAGCUGUAGCGGUCCGCUUUGUCAAGAAAGCUGUCGAUGAUUUUUCUCUCAAGGGAAUAAGUGUUUGGUUUCUCGUGACUCUCGCAAGCACUGGACUCACUCUACUUUUGAAUAUAUUCUUCCCGUAUUUGAGUGAUAUCGAGUCUUUGCUGGGCACCCUUUUCUCGCCAAUUACCGGUUUUAUAUACCCACCCUUGUUUUAUUGGAAAUGUGCAGGUUCAACAAUGAGUACGAAACACAAGUUUGUAGCUGCGUUUGUUAUGAUAGUUUUUGGAGUGGUUUAUACUGUGCUUGGAACGUAUGGCACCAUAUAUUCCAUCGUACAAAACGUUGGAGCUACUCCACUGCUCUACAAGUGUCUGUACAAGAAAUAAAGAUUCGGAAGUCUCCUGCUUCUGCAGUACUGCUGUUCAUAGUUGUAAAAGUAUACACCACUAUCACAGAGUAGGUGCCAAUAAGACUGCUCUUUGUCUUAGCAGAGUUUGAUUGUUUCCGUCGUCAGCGUAAAGUUCGAAGAAUACUAUGAAAAACUUCAGACUCCUCUGCCGAGUUUUCUACAAUGGUACAAAGUGUUGGAGUUCUCUAUGUGCAAUAUUAUAGAUUUGUAUUAACCAAACUUUGGUUUCUCAUGAAAUAUUUUGACCUAACAGAGAAUGUCCUAAGCUUUGCUGCAAAGUACUGGGUCGAGGUAACACCUCUAUUUUACGAGUCAACACAAUGGUUUUUUUUUCAAACUUUCUCGUACGUGAGCUUCAAGGAAUAAAUAUUGAAGAUGAAUAGAAAAUAAAGGGGAUUGAGAGAAGAGACAUGUCCGAUACUUGCUGACUGAAAAACAACUUGCCUAUAUUUUCGAAAUUCGAUGUUAUCUUGAUGACGAUAUAACGCUCUGAAGUUAAAAAAUAAAGUUUGAAGUAUUUCA